AUGGUGCAGAAAACAGAAGACCAUAAUAGUCCUUGUGUUGCAGGUGCCAGAAGCCAGGAGCUGGAGGUGCUACAGACCCAGGGGCCCUUGAGGGUGACCACGGGAGAGACUCUCGAUCUCAACUGCACAUUGAAAGGGUUCGGUCCACCGGGGGGCGUCAGGUGGUACAAAGGCUCGGACAGAGGCCAGCCUCCCGUUUACAACGAUAAAGCAGCACCUCCGUCGUCCCAAGUGGGCAGGGUCACUGCUGGGUCAAACACGGACUACAGCAUCCGCAUCAGCAACAUCCAGCCCGAUGAUGCCGGGACAUACUACUGUGUGAAAUACAAGGCAGGAGCCCCGGAAACGGAAUAUAAAUCGGGAAAGGGCACUGAGGUUUUGGUGAUUG
Messenger RNA from Gekko japonicus, 388 nucleotides. RefSeq names its product signal-regulatory protein beta-1 isoform 3-like. Gene Ontology annotation, cellular component: plasma membrane. The transcript has a single exon. The record is from RefSeq and is a predicted model, not a curated record. Lineage: Eukaryota; Metazoa; Chordata; Lepidosauria; Squamata; Gekkonidae. The annotation marks the transcript as partial.